This is a messenger RNA of Schistocerca piceifrons (Central American locust), 1562 nucleotides long. Its product is annotated as ankyrin-1-like. NCBI's taxonomy places the organism in Eukaryota, Metazoa, Arthropoda, Insecta, Orthoptera, Acrididae. The transcript is spliced from 6 exons. Gene Ontology annotation, molecular function: ubiquitin protein ligase binding. The record is from RefSeq and is a predicted model, not a curated record. Gene Ontology annotation, cellular component: cytoplasm. Bases 60 to 1562 code for a protein of 500 amino acids. Gene Ontology annotation, biological process: proteasome-mediated ubiquitin-dependent protein catabolic process; regulation of proteolysis.
UCUGCCUGCUGAGCCCACUCCGUGACGUCACUUCUCCCCGAGUCCGAGGACCACCCACCAUGUCGGCAGUUACGGAGGUUCAGAACACCACAACCGAGGCCCUGGCCGCCCUGCUAGACGGGGGUGACGGCGCCCUGGUGACGCUGGUGGCGGGCGAGACGAGGGUGGCGGCUCACAGGGCCGUGUUGGCGGCCGCGAGCCCAGUGUUCGAAGCGAUGUUCGCGCACGACAUGCUGGAGGCCAGCUGCGGCCAGGUGAGCAUCGACGACGUGGAGGGCCCGGUGCUGAGGCUCCUGGUGGCCUACACGUAUACCCUGCAGGCCCCCCAGCUGCCCGACACGGCCGCCCAGCUGCUCUCGGCGGCCGACAAGUACGGCUUGUCGGCCCUGAAGGCUGCCUGCGAGCGGCAGCUGAUCUCUCAGUUGGCCGUCGAGACCGCAGCGGCGACGGCCGUCACGGCAGUGAGGCACUCGUGCCCGGACGCCACGAGGGCUGCCGUCGCCUUCAUAAAGGACCACCUGCAGGUGAUGGCCACGCGGGGCUGGGCGGACGCUGUGCUCGAGUACCCGCAAGAAGUCAUUGAAGUCAGCAGUAUGCUCGGUGAGCCACCUGCAGAAGCCAGCUCGCCGACCGCCACAGGGGGCGGGUCCACCCCCAACUCGGACCGUCAACCCCACAGCGGCCACAGCCGGACUCCUGCUGCAGCUGCGCCUCCCACGUCUGCCCGACACACCCCUCCACCUGAUGAUGCAGCCGUCUCUCGCUUCCGGAGCCUUUCUGAGGAGGAGCGAGGCAGGAGGCUGAUAGAGGCGGCUAAGGAGGGGGCGGUGGAGGAGGUGCGGGCGUUGCUCGCGGCUGGGGCGGACGUGGGGGCGAGGGGCGGGUACGGGUGGACCGCCCUGCACAGGGCUGCACGGAGUGGCGACGCGGCUGUGGUGCGGCUGCUGCUCUCUGCGGCGUCCGACCCCAACGCCAGGUCUCAGUGGGGGGAGACGCCGCUGCACUUGGCGGCAUUCUUUGGCCACACAGAAGCGGCGGCUGCGUUGCUGCAGGCCGGAGCCGACAGGGGGCAACAGGUGGCGUCAGACAGCCCGCGCAAACGGCCGGCGCAGUCGCCGAGGGGAAACUCGCAGGUGGGGGCGCGACGCAGAAUGCGGGCAGCGAAUCCGGCAGAGGGCCGCGCAUGCGCAGAUGAUGUGGCGGGGCGGGAGCAGGCGAAGUGGCACUCUGGAGUUCCCAGGUACCCCGCCGCCCCCUGCAACGGAGCUGACGACGCCAGAGGGGAGCGGCCGGCGCGCUCGGUCCAGGCCUCUCCAGAGGCGCCAGUUGGGCACAGCUGGUCGCGGCGGGCCUUCCAGCAGGUUCCAACACGGCUGGAGUCGGAGUCCUCCUCCCCACGAUUCAACCAUUUCGUUGCUCUCUGGACCUCUCUUACCAAGAGCUUCCUUCCGGUACCUUCAGGUGCUGACGCAUACGCAGGCAAACUGGCGUGGCGGCCUGCUCUCGACCAACAUCACCGGCAUCAGAGUUACGAGUAUGGGAGCGACCUCCAUCCAGGAUAA